Messenger RNA from Penicillium nucicola, 1320 nucleotides. RefSeq lists its product as uncharacterized. Lineage: Eukaryota; Fungi; Ascomycota; Eurotiomycetes; Eurotiales; Aspergillaceae. Bases 1 to 1320 code for a protein of 439 amino acids. The transcript has a single exon. The record is from RefSeq and is a predicted model, not a curated record.
AUGACUCCCUCUCCGGUUGCCUUCUUUUUGCGUUUGUCCUUCCUACUCCUGCAUAUAAUCCCGGUUCUAGGGGCUCAAAAAGUCCAACCUGAACCGGCUGCUCCUCCCAUAGUGAACAAACCACUACUGGCAAUUCAGAUUGGGAGCAUUGCGGGUGCCUACGUGAUAUUCGUUGCUAUCCUCCUAGCUCUGCUCCUGUUUGUCGGACGUCGUCUGCGUCGGACAGUCCAAUCAUCCAACUAUACACUGCAUAUGGAGAUGCUGAAGCCUGUCAGACCGCCUGUCAGCAUAGAUCCCAGCCCAAUUUCUCCCAUGUCACACAACCCUUCCAGUCCCAAAUCAAGUGCAUUCAAGUCCUGGGGAUCAUCGACCAGGGGUGCCAGACCUUCUCAGCCUUCCGUCAACGGCAGCAUGUUGACCAUCGACGAGUCUAUUGUCGCCACCGACCGGCAAAGAGCCCAGGAUGAGAUGGAGAUGCUGUAUGCUGCUGUCAUGGAGCAUGAUGCCCAGAAGGCCUCGGUCCCUGAUGUGUCUGGAAAGGAACCAGAGUAUUAUGCCCCGUCCCCAGACAGCCCGCUCACCAACCCAUUCACGGACCGUGGCUCCCAUGGCUCUGAAAACUCCCUGGCGCCAUUGAAAUCCCCAACCAAAGGAUUCAACAGUUCCCGUCUCUCCAAGCUAUUCAACUCUGGCUCCCGUGCGAAUCCAGACCCAAGCAAGGUGCGCUCUCCACGUCUGGCUCUCCGCAAAAUGGCCAUCUCAUCUCCAAUGGCGUCGCCGGCGGCUGCUACGCCUCAAACCUACGAGUUUGAUAACCCACCACUCUCACCGCGGAUUUAUAACCCCGGUCCUCCACCAGUGGUGCCAGGACAGCAACCAAGCCAACAGCACCUAAGCCAACAGUACCUCAGCCAACAGCAACCAAACCAACAGCACUUAAGCCAACAGCCGACAAUCCAAGGUACCAUGCUCAGUCCAAUAAAACCUGCCACUGGUCGUGCUCGUGCACCAGCCCCUCUAGCCCUGGCCACUGCAUCACCAUCAUCCUCAUCAUCUCUUCCCUUCCGUGAAGCCUAUCCACCACAAAGCGCCCCGGCAACCAAGACUACCAUCCUGGAACGACCCAUGAAGUCCCGGGCAGGCCCGGUCACCGGCAUGGCCACACCAUACAGCCCAUACAUGCCCUUCACCCCUGUGACCCCCUUCACACCUGGACGCACAGUGACCAAGCGCCAGCGCAAGCGAGAAGAGCGCAGCAACGGCCUCCAAGUAUUAAACGAAGACGACCUAGUCAGAGGCGACGAUGAUAUCUGGGGAUGA